AUGAAGAUUGAAAAGUUAACUUCAUUUUUUUUCGAAAUUUUAUCUUAUCGAAAAAUUGAGUACAGAAAUAAAACAAUAUUAUUAAGGGAUAUACUGGACUUUCAUGCUAUAUGUUUAGAUUUAUUUCUAUCAUGUUUCUAUAAAGCGAUUGAAUAUAUCUGGACACUAUAUGUGCGUGUUAUCGGUUCACGUUGCAUUAGUGCUCUAUAUUCUCUUUUUAUCAGUUUUUGA
Molecule: messenger RNA, 231 nt
Organism: Pneumocystis jirovecii RU7
Lineage: Eukaryota; Fungi; Ascomycota; Pneumocystomycetes; Pneumocystales; Pneumocystaceae
Exons: 6
Coding region: 1-231 (76 amino acids)
Source: RefSeq, a predicted model, not a curated record